Messenger RNA from Ostrea edulis (European flat oyster), 2527 nucleotides. RefSeq names its product polymerase delta-interacting protein 3-like. The transcript has 8 exons. Gene Ontology annotation, cellular component: nucleus. Gene Ontology annotation, biological process: mRNA export from nucleus. Gene Ontology annotation, molecular function: mRNA binding. Lineage: Eukaryota; Metazoa; Mollusca; Bivalvia; Ostreida; Ostreidae. The record is from RefSeq and is a predicted model, not a curated record. The coding region runs from base 179 to 1660 and encodes 493 amino acids.
UGUUCUUGGUUGGAUUUUAUCGUCAAUCAUUACUGAAAUAUAUACUAACUUUUAGGCAAUGAAAUGAUUUAUACAAUGCAUUUUUCAAAAAAUUUAAUGUGCAUCGAACACAUUUUUUUCACGCCUAGGGGGACCUAAACUUCCUAGGCACAAACUGAGGAGAAACCAAUGAAUCAACAUGGACGUAUCGCUAGAUGACUUUAGCGUGCAAAUCAGAAAUACCUCUGCAGGAAGAAAUUUUGGAUUUUCUGGAAGAGGAAGAGGGAAUGUUCGUGGGCGUGGUCGUGGUGUGGGACGGCUGAAGUUUCAAAGGGUUGGAAUAAACACUGCAUCUUUACGGGGUGGAUCAGGGGUUUCUAGAGGUGGUAUUAGAACUGGCAAAGAGGCCAAAAAUUUAACAUUCACUUUUCAAAAUAAACGUGGUGGAUUUGACGCAAGGACAAAAAUAUCUGCCAGCAAGAAACCUUUAGAUGCGAGAGAAAAACUUGUGUCAAAGGCAAAAACUACAGAUGCCAGAACAAAAAUUGCAACUUCACAAGCCAGAAAGAUGGGAAACCCAUCAAGUGAUGCCAGAAUGAUCAUUACAAGCAAAACGGAUGGCAAUGGAGGAUAUGUCAAAGUUCGACUGGGAUCAGGGGAUCAUGCAGACAGUGCUCCUCUUACUAGAACACUCCAAUCAAGAGGAUUGUCAGGUUCGUUACAGAUAAAGAAUGGAUCUAUAACUCGUACAAUAGCAGGGGGAAACCAGCCUCCUUCCUCUUUAACGUUUGGAGAAGGUGGAAACCCCAUCAUCCAAAUAAAGAAUGAUCAGUUUUACAAUCCGACCUCCAAAGUACGUUUAGACAAUUACUAUGAGGAGGACGAAGAAUAUGUUUGUAAGCCGGCCAAGCCAGCGACAUACCUAGUGGAGAAAACACUGACUGUUAAAAAGCCACAACUCCUUCCUACUCAUAGUUUUACACAAGAAAUGCCAAAACGUCGGCCCCAGAUUGUGAAAAAGCCUGCCAUAAUCGCUACAAGGAAACCUUCUCCUAUUCGUUUUGAUAGUUCGGACUCUGAUGUAAUUGAUGAUACACACAGGGAAUUAAAGCGCAAGGCCUCCUCAGCUCCAGCUUCAGGACCGUUGAAGUUCGUCAAGACCACUGGGUAUGGAUCUGAGGUUCCAUCAUUGUCAUCAGACCGACCCAAAAUUUUCAAGGCAGCAAGUGUUCAAGAGGAAGCUACUCCAACAGAACCGCUGCAGGAAUCCACAGAUGGAUACCGGGUCAUUGUCUCCAAUCUUCACUCCAUUGUAGUACAGAACGAUAUCAUAGAACUGUUUGGUGCCAUUGGACCAAUCAAGCGAGCCAGACUGUUGAAGGCAGGAAUAGCAGAAGUUGUGUACCUCAACAAAGAUGAUGUCCAAAAAGCCAUCCAGAAGUACCACAACCGAGAGCUUGAUGGAUUACCAAUGCAGGUAAAACUAUACACUCCUCCUAAACCUAAGAAGGUGGCUGCCGAACCUGUUGUUGGGAAUGCCAAAGAUGUUGAAGGUCCUCUCAGACUUGGUAAAGAUAAUCCUAAGAAAGGCUCUGAUUUGGAUGUGAACAUUCUACACAGAGCUUUAUUCAAGACGGGCACGCCCAACAAGACAAAGGUGGCGUUCACAGUCAAAGUGUAAUUGUCCAACUAGACUCUCAUCUCUGGGCUAGCUGCAAAACUGUAGAUUAUUAAGUGAAGAAAAAUAAAUGAUCAUUAAUAAUUCCAGGUAUUCAUCUCUUUUGAUUUUUACCUAUUCAUUAAGUGUGCAUGGGAUAAGACACUUUUCUCCUCAUCCCUUAUUUCUCUCCCAUUUAUUCCCUCUUUCCUACACCUACUCAAAAUUAUAUUUCCCCCUCAUUCAUUACUACUAACAGUGUCGUACUCCAGCUUCUCCCUCAAUCCCUGCCUCCCAAUAUCUCGUUCUUACAAUCCUCCCAAUAUCUCGCUCCUACAAUCCUCACAAUACCCCACUCCUACAAUCCUCACAAUACCCCACUCUUUCAAUCCUCACAAUACCACUCCUACAAUCCUCACAAUACCACUCCUACAAUCCUCACAAUACCCCAUUCCUUCAAUCCCCACUCCUCCCAGAAAUCCCACUCUUACAAAACAGAGCUGUAGCUAGUCCAUCAUUGUCAUGUUCAUUAUUUUAGAUGGAGACACAACAGUUCACUCAUUUCAAGGUACAAGAAAGUCUAUGAUUAUUUUCUCAGAUAUUGACAAAAUCAUGGAAUAUUUUCGUAGCAUCCUUCAUGAUAUCAGUUCUUUCAGUUGUCAUUCAUUGAACAAGAUUUAAUUAUAUAUUCAUUAGAACCAUUUUGCAUUCAUACAUUGUAUUUCAAUGUUGUGUUUGUUUUACUUGUGCUUUGUUUUGUAUAGUACAUUGUGCAUUAAAUUGAAUUAAAUGCAAUGAACAGACAUAUACAUGUACUUUUCUUUCUGUUCUUGUGAGAGGAAUUUUUUUUAAAAAAUGUUUUGCUUUUUGCAUAUAAACACUAAAAUCAAC